Molecule: messenger RNA, 4868 nt
Organism: Struthio camelus australis
Lineage: Eukaryota; Metazoa; Chordata; Aves; Struthioniformes; Struthionidae
Gene: MEGF11
Product: multiple EGF like domains 11
Biological process (GO): heterophilic cell-cell adhesion
Molecular function (GO): scavenger receptor activity; protein binding
Source: RefSeq, a predicted model, not a curated record
UGCGAUUUUUGUGACAAGAGAAGGAAUUUGUCCUGCUCCCAUUGCAGUCAGCAGCGAGCAAAAUGGUCUCAAAAUGUGACAUCAUGUGGCGUGAUCUGGAACAGACAAUACACUAAAGGGCAGAAAAUGUGGACUUUGAGCAGUGCCAAGCAACUUCUGAAGAGCUUUCUUCUGCUAUCCUGUUAAUGCGCUGUGUGUCUUCAUGUGCUGGUAGUCUGUAAAAACGGGAUCCAUUAGGAAUUUUUAGCACAUUGAGAUACAACAAUGGUGGUCCAUAUGCUAUUCUGGUGGAUUCUAAAAGGGCUUUUUCUGUCUUUUCUGCUCAAAACUACUCUAUGCCUAAACCCAGAUGAUCCAAAUGUUUGUAGUCAUUGGGAAAGCUACGCUGUGACAGUACAGGAAUCUUACGCUCAUCCUUUUGAUCAGAUCUAUUAUACAAGAUGUACUGACAUACUGAACUGGUUCAAGUGCACUAGACAUAGAAUAAGUUAUAAAACAGCAUAUCGAAGAGGACUAAGAACUAUGUAUCGGCGAAGAUCUCAGUGCUGCCCUGGAUAUUAUGAAAGUGGAGACUACUGUAUACCACUUUGCACAGAGGAAUGUGUGCAUGGAAGAUGCGUUUCUCCUGACACUUGUCAUUGUGAACCAGGGUGGGGAGGUACUGACUGCUCUAGUGGUUGCGACAGCGAUCACUGGGGACCCCACUGCAGCAACCGCUGCCAAUGUCAGAACGAGGCUCUCUGCAACCCUAUCACGGGCGCCUGUGUCUGCGCAGACGGGUACCGUGGCUGGCGCUGUGAGGAGCUCUGUGACCCCGGGAGCUACGGAAAGGCCUGCCAGUUUACAUGCCAAUGUCACAAUGGAGCUACCUGCGACCAUAAAACGGGAGAAUGUCACUGCGCUCCCGGAUACACAGGGGUAUUCUGUGAAGAGCGCUGUCCCCCUGGCAGUCAUGGAGCUCAGUGUGAGCUGCGCUGCCCCUGCCAGAACGGCGGAGUCUGUCACCACAUCACUGGGGAGUGCUCCUGCCCGGCUGGAUGGAUGGGGCUGGUGUGUGCACAGCCAUGUCCUCCUGGAACGUUUGGAAUGAACUGCAGCCAGGAUUGUCCAUGCCACAACGGAGGACACUGUGAUCCUGUGACAGGAAAAUGCCUCUGUACAGCUGGGUAUAUGGGAGACAGGUGUCAAGAGGAGUGUCCGCUUGGGACAUAUGGCUUUCAGUGCACUCAAAGAUGUGACUGCCAAAAUGGUGCAAAGUGUUACCAUGUAAAUGGAGCAUGUAUGUGUGACCCUGGAUUUAAAGGGAUUUAUUGCCAAGAAAGAAUGUGUCCAGAAGGGUUUUAUGGCCUCAAAUGCAACAGGAGAUGUCCUUGCAAUAUUACCAACACUCUCAGUUGCCAUCCAUUGUCUGGAGAAUGUAGCUGCAAAGCUGGCUGGGCUGGACUCUAUUGCAAUGAAACAUGUCCCCCUGGAUACUACGGCGAAGGUUGCCAGCUGAGCUGCCUUUGCCAGAAUGGUGCAGACUGUGACAGCAUUACAGGGAAGUGUACCUGUGCACCAGGAUACAUGGGAGAUGACUGCUCCAUUACCUGCAUGGCAGGCACCUAUGGUACCAAUUGCUCAUCUGUCUGUGAUUGCAAAAAUGAUGGUGCCUGUUCCCACGUGGAUGGUCUAUGCAUUUGCAAAGAAGGGUGGCAAGGAGUUGAUUGCUCUAUUCCAUGUUCAAGUGGAAGUUGGGGUCUUAACUGUAACCAGACAUGUUAUUGCACAAAUGGAGCGGCCUGCAGGCCAGCCGAUGGCUUUUGUCUCUGCUCCCCAGGAUGGCAAGGAGAGUACUGUGACCAGCCAUGUCCGGAUGGAACAUAUGGUCUUAAUUGCAGUGAACGUUGUGAUUGUAGCCACGCAGAUGGAUGUGAUCCUGUCACCGGUUACUGCUGCUGUCUGGCUGGAUGGACAGGCAUCCACUGUGACAAUAUAUGCACCCAGGGUCGCUGGGGACCAAACUGCUCCAUCUCCUGUAACUGCGAGAAUGGAGGAUCCUGCUCACCAGAGGAUGGGAGUUGUGACUGUGCACCCGGAUACAGAGGACCCAUGUGCCAGAGAAUUUGUCCACCUGGCUUUUACGGGCACCACUGCAGCCAGGCAUGCCCUCAGUGCGUGCACAGCGGCGGGCCGUGCCACCACGUGUCGGGACGCUGCGACUGCUUGCCUGGAUUCUCUGGCCCUCUCUGCAGCCAAGUCUGUCCCAGUGGCAAGUAUGGGAAGAACUGUGCUGAGGACUGUCAGUGUACCGAGAACGGGACGUGCAACCCUAUUGAUGGAUCGUGUCAGUGUUUCCCAGGCUGGAUAGGAAAGGACUGCGCACAGACUUGUCCCACUGGUUUUUGGGGCCCUGAUUGCUUUCAUUCCUGCAACUGCCACAACGGAGCAAUGUGCAGCCCUUAUGACGGAGAAUGUAGAUGUACUCAUGGUUGGACUGGGCUCUACUGCACUCAGCGUUGCCCAGCAGCUUUUUAUGGGAAAAACUGUGCCAAUGUUUGUCAGUGUCAGAAUGGAGCAGACUGCGACCACAUCACGGGGCAAUGCACGUGCAGGACGGGAUUUACGGGCAAACAGUGCGAGCAAAAGUGCUCACCAGGAACAUUUGGUUAUGGUUGCAAACAACUAUGUGAAUGCAUGAAUAACGCUACGUGUGACCAUGUCACAGGUACUUGCUACUGCAGUCCAGGCUUCAAAGGAAUCCGGUGUGACCAAGCAGCUCUUAUGAUGGAAGAAUUAAACCCCUAUACUAAAAUUAGCCCUGCUCUUGGAUCAGAGAGGCACUCAGUGGGAGCAAUCAUUGGAAUUAUUAUUCUCCUUCUAAUUAUUAUGGUCUUGCUGGCACUGUUUGUGUGGUAUCGACGGAAACAGAAGGAGAAGGGCCAUGACAUGCCAAGUGUAUCUUAUACUCCAGCCAUGAGGAUGACUAAUACAGAUUACUCACUUUCUGAUCUAUCUCAAGGUAGCGGCAGUGUACACUGCUUUUCCAAUCCAAGCUACCACACUCUGUCAUGUGGUGUGACUUCACGCUGCUUUACCAGUAAUCUGGAUGGAAACAGCUCCAGUAAGCUCAGUAACAAAACCCUUGACAGAGAAACCGCAGACUGGAGACCCUACAGCUAUCUGAAUGAACUAGGUGCUUGUGGGAUGGAUAGACGUCAGAACACAUACAUAAUGGAAAAAAGCUUCAAAGACUACAUGAAAGAGUCCGUGUGCAGCUCUAGCACUUGUUCGCUGAACAGCAGUGAAAACCCAUACGCCACCAUUAAAGAUCCACCCAUUUUAACAUGCAAACACUCUGAGAGCAGCUACGUGGAGAUGAAAUCACCUGGCCACAGGGAGUCCCCAUAUUCCGAAAUGCCAACUUCAUCGACAGCCAAUAAAAACAUCUACGAAGUCGAGCCCACCGUCAGCGUGGUCCAAGACGCCCGUGUCCGGAGUGCCAGUUACCUCCAAAAUCCAUACGACCUACCUAGGAACAGUCACAUUCCUAGUCACUACGACCUCCUCCCCGUCCGGCACAGCCCGACGCACGGGCCAUCUUGGGACAAGCAGUCUUAAAAGGGAUAAACUUCUCCGGCUCGCUGCGCUGCAGCUAUCACCUUCAAGGAAGCAGAAGAGAAGACAAUCCUUUUCUGUGCUGCAGCACGCUGACGCGACGUGGACCUGUCUUACAUGUGGACCUGACGUAGCAGGACCUCAGCUUGGGCCAACUGCUGCUGCAUGAUGUUAUUUAAAAAGACGUUUUUUAUAUGGGUCGCAGGAACUAACGGGAACCUCCUGCACGGGUGGCUGGAGCACGUCACCUGAGCAAGGCGGUUACAGGCUCCAGUCAAAAACUAUCCGCUGCGUGUUCCUACCCUGGCUUUGCUGUAAAAUAAAACACAAAAACUUGCUAAGUAGAAGCACUUAGAUGGACAUAUCUACCUACCGCAUCAAGAAACCUUUUGCUGUUAGGAACAAGAUGACUAGGAUUAUGCUGGAAUAUAUUUUACAUCUUUGUCAUGGAAAUGGACAUUUUUCUGAAAGCAAGCAGGGAAGCUUGCACUGUCAUUCAGCUGCAUUGUCUGGAAACCUCCCGCACUGCCGUCGCCAUGAGCAUCCUGUACAGACCAUGCUUGGUGAUUAGCUCUGAUAUGUUCCUGUUUCUGUUAAGUACCUGGGUAUUUGAGUAGAGAAGUUUUACAAUGUAACAUCUUCACAGGCAUCCAGAGAUCUUUAAAGUUUGCCAAUGAUUGAGUUUAACCAAUGAGUCUUAUGCCCAGCUUACUGCAUUUUUUUUAACAAUCUAUAAAAUACUUCGAUUGGUAUAGAUAUGCUUUAGUUUUCCUUAUACAGCUUCUACUUUAUCAGAGAAAUGCAGCAGAUCUGUCAGGGGGUGUAAACUGACCCAGCUGCAUUUACUUCCCUGGAACCACGCAGGUGCACACAGACUAACGCUGGUUUAUUUUCCUCCGUAUCGCUACACCACCAGGUCGUCUCUAAACCAGCCGUACAGACCUCGUCGUCAUGAUUGGGCUAACAGCACAGACCUGUCAGGACGCACCCUUUAAUCUUGUCUGCAUUACCAUGUAGUGCAACUUUACCCAUUGAGGAUUCUACCCGAAAUGUCAUUAAAUUCAGCUGAAACUGGGUUUGCUUUUUCAGCAGCUGUUUGUGGAAUAGUUAUCAAGAGGUUGGCCAAUGGUAAAGCUUUGGACUAAGCCACCGUGAUUAUUUUUUGUAACCUUUAUUGACCUAGACAGUAGAACACUUGCUGUUAAGCAGUUCCUUGUAGAUUUUGAGCAUGAAGUAGUAUUGACUCUAAAUAUGUAAUUUUAUUAGGCAAA